AUGGAAUGUUACGUGGUUAUAUCCUUUAUUGGCGAAGGAUCCUUUGGUCGUGUGUUCAAAGCAAAACAUAAAGAAACUGACGCCGUUGUAGCUUUAAAAGUUAUAAGAAAGAAGGGCAGAUCAGUGAAAGAUUUGAAAAAUCUAAGACAAGAAUGUGACAUACAAAGGCAGCUGAAACACCCAAAUAUAAUUCGUAUGAUAGAUAGCUUUGACACUGAAUCAGAGCUGGUUGUAGUCACAGAGUAUGCAGAGAAGGAAUUACAUAGUAUACUCGCUAAAGAAGGCUGUUUAAAUGAGGAUCAAGUCAAGAAAAUCACUUGGGAUUUGGUAUCAGCUUUAUAUUAUCUGCAUUCUCACAGAGUACUGCACAGGGAUUUAAAACCACAGAAUGUAUUACUCGACAGUUCAGGGCGAGCAAAAUUAUGUGACUUUGGUCUAGCCAGGAUCAUGACAAAUGCUACACAUAUUCUGACCUCCAUCAAAGGUACUCCUUUGUAUAUGGCGCCUGAAUUAAUUGAGGAGAAGCCUUAUGAUCAUCAGGCAGACUUAUGGUCCCUCGGAUGCAUAGUAUACGAGUUGAUAGCAGGCCAACCUCCCUUCUGUACUAUGUCAAUAUGGCAGCUUGUACGGAUGAUCAGGCACAAGCCGGUGCAGUGGCCUAGUUUUAUCAGCUCUGACGCUAGAUCAUUUUUACAGGGUUUAUUACAUAAAGAUCCAAUGAAAAGAAUGACUUGGCCAGAAAUUUUGGAGCAUCCAUUUGUAUUUGGGCAUGUCACCAUUCUUCCAGAAGAUGUGCAAAGUGAAUCUCCUUUUACGAAACCCUUAUCUUACAGUCAGCAAGAAGCUAAACAACUACAAAGGGAAAAAGUUUGUAGUAAUACAAGAGCAAUACCUGAACCAAAACCAACACCGAAAGAGCAUGAUUUACGUAAUGUACGAGUAAUGCAGGCAAUGGAGUGCGUCCCAAUGUCAGAUGAUGAUAGUGUCAGAGCGACCAGUGCGUUCAGUGUGCGAGAUAGUCUGAAGACUGAUGAUGAAGACCAGUCCCACCCCAUAACAGCAGCUAAUGCAAAACUACUUAGACAUGAGUACAAUGUCCUAAACAAUUCCAACCUCGUUGUAUGCAACCUAGAAAACAAUAUGGCCCAACUCAUGGCAGCUAACAAGAAACAGUCAGAUCUCAACAAAAUGGACAAAAUAGAUGAAGAAAAAACGAAUACAGAGAAACAUGCGGAAGAAAAGAAACCAAUCAGUGCCAGUGAUGGUAAACAGGAAUUACUAGAUGUUAAGCAAAAAGUUAAGUCUAUAGAUACUGCAUCACAAAGCUUGGAACACCCCAAAAGUUCGACGAAAUGCAGUAGUGAAGUCAGCUCUGGGCUCAGCAAAAGCGUCCCACCUUCUUAUAAACAAAAAAUAUUGCAAUUUUCCCGCGACAAGCUCAGAUUUGGAAGUGGAGGGAACAAAUUGACACGAAGUAUUAAAAGAUCCUUCCAUUUUAGUAGAAGUUGGGAUAAAAACAAAACUGAUACGCAAAGACGGACCAGUGAACCGACUAUAGAGGUUUCAAGUCUCAUAGAUGAUAAGGAAAAGUGUUCUAAAGAAGAGAAAGAUCAGGAUGUAGAAAAGUCUGAGAUUAUUGAAGAGAUAUCUGAUGAGAAAGAGGUGGCUGAUAAUGAUAGAAUACUUAAAACUGAAGAUAAAAGUGAUGUCAAAGAGCCAUCUUCAAUUGAAUUGGAAGAAUGGGAGGCAUUCCUGAACUCCAACAUCAGCGAAGUAAUGGAUGGCGACGUGGAAUCUCUCACUCAACUAAACAUGGUUAGCAUGGUGAUAGGCGUAGUAGGUAGUGCGGCCCGAGCGAGUGGCGGGGGGCGCGUGUGUGGCGCUGUGGCAGCCCUACUGGCACUACCUGCGCUGGCGCAUACAUUGCCCAGGCAUACCCUGCUCAAUAUACAGGAUGUAUACCUUGAAUCUAAAGUUGUUUACAACUUUGUGGCUGCGAUUAAUUCGCUAAUGAACAGAGUAUUCAACGACGAUGGAGCGCAAGAUAGGUUACAAGGCGUGGGUCGCAUGCUGGAAGUAUGUGCGUGGCUAUGCGUGCGGUCGUGUCGCGGCGUCCGACAGUUCGCCACCGCACUCACUGCCUACAACGCACACCCUGUCUUUACCGGGCUUCUAAUGCACUAUUCCAAAUCACCCCGUAUAGUUCUCAACAUCGUGGGUCUUCUUAUAACGGUGCUACAAGAUCUACCAGAACAUGCAGACGUCGUCGAAAAGAUACUUUUUGACGAAGAAAAAUUCAAUUUCAUAACUUUGGUGGAACAACCAAGUGACGCUUUGAGAAUGAGAGUGUGUAUAUUAAUUAGUUUGCUGUGCACAUUCUCAUGUACCGCGUUUUCGGUUGCCAUGGAAACGAAGUGGAGUAAGAAAGAGACUGAAUCCAUUGAGGCUUUACACACUCAUUGUAAUGUGGCUCUGAAUAGAGCAGCGCGAUUGGCCACAAAAGAGCUUAGCAAUAUGCCUUUUUAUGUCAGCUAG
Molecule: messenger RNA, 2535 nt
Organism: Spodoptera littoralis (African cotton leafworm)
Lineage: Eukaryota; Metazoa; Arthropoda; Insecta; Lepidoptera; Noctuidae
Source: the annotation of a GenBank genome assembly